Symbiodinium sp. CCMP2456 is the source of this 1248-nucleotide messenger RNA. The record is from the annotation of a GenBank genome assembly. NCBI's taxonomy places the organism in Eukaryota, Dinophyceae, Suessiales, Symbiodiniaceae.
AUGUGGAUGGAGAACCAGAUGGCCGAGUCCCAGCAGUGGUUUCCCUUCGAGCAUUUCUUCGACAUCGAAGCCUUAGAGGCGCGCUUCGAUGUUAUCCGUCUCGAAGACUUUCUGUCACGGGAGGACUUAGCUCACCCAGGUGGGCAGAAGCUGUGGUACUACUUCUACCCACCCUACUUGAUCGAGAAGGCGCCGUAUGCAUUUCGCGGCAUCCACUUCAAGCGGUACAUGAACUUGUCUUUUGCCACGGCGAAGCGCAUGUCGCCGUUUCAGGAGGUCCGCAUGGCCGCGUCUGGGCGGGGGUCGGUACCCUUCGCCCCCAAGGAAGGGCGGAGCUACUGGAUGGCAGCCCGGCUACUUCUGGCAAAGUUCAGGGCUCGAAGUUCGUCUCUGCACGCGCGGGAGGCGAGCUUCUUCUCCUGGCUUGCCGGUGACUCCUUAGAAGGAGAAGAAGCCGCUCUGGUGUCGCAGCUGUCGGACGAGGUAGAACAGAUGAAGACUUCCUUGGCGUCCCUGGAUUUGGGCCCCGAUGUGCAGCCGGUGGAGGAUGUGGAAGCCUCGGCUGCCGCAGUCCGCCGCUCCGUUGCCGCUCCGGUGACGGAUGCGGAUGUCCUUGUCUUCGACUUCGCACCCUCCUACAACUUCAACUUUGACAGGUUCCACUUCGACUGGGAGCUCCGGCGCAACCGCCGUGCGCUUCGCUUCCAUCCGCGAUGGCAAGCUACAGCCCAGGAGGUGAGGGAGGCGAUCUUCGGUGAUCAGGAGUAUGUCUCGCUUCAUCUGCGUCGAGAUGGCUAUGAGCACUUCUGCAAGGACGAGGGGAGUCGGCUGGCGCAGGGCAGGGGCCGCAAGCGCUUCGGCUUCGACGCCUCCGCUGCCGUUUGCCACCCGAGUUUGGAGGAACUCCUGGACUCCUUGCACUUGGCGGACCUGAGCCCAACUCGGCCCAUGUUUCUGGCGACGAACAGCCGAAACUCCUCGGAGAUAAAGAGGCUCUCCGAGAUGGUCUCGCAUCGCUUCGGCGCUGCCACACGGAGACUCCAGGAUUUCGAGAGUUUUGCUGCCAUCCCGCUGGAGGCACAUCCCGUGGUAGAGCUGCUGGUGGCGGCCUCUGCAUCGACUUUUGUAGGAAAUGCCAUCAGCACUUUCUCCAUGAACAUACUCAUGGAGCGAGAUCUAGUCGGCAAAGCUCGGAGCACCACCAUCUUCCCGGGCUUGGGCAACGCGACGCGCUGGGCCAAGGCAUAG